Paramisgurnus dabryanus is the source of this 6397-nucleotide messenger RNA. RefSeq names its product AT-rich interactive domain 4A (gene arid4a). Gene Ontology annotation, molecular function: transcription cis-regulatory region binding. Lineage: Eukaryota; Metazoa; Chordata; Actinopteri; Cypriniformes; Cobitidae. The record is from RefSeq and is a predicted model, not a curated record. Gene Ontology annotation, biological process: regulation of transcription by RNA polymerase II. Gene Ontology annotation, cellular component: nucleus.
CCAGUGACGUCAGACAAGCAACGACAAGACGACGCCAUUACCGUUAGAUUGAAUUGACCUUUUCUACAAGACUCGAUUUAAAACGAUUUUUACCAACAGAAACAACACAAAUACAGCAUAGAACAGUUUUUAACUAGAACACGACUGAAGUAAGCAAUUCUUACUAGAAAAGCAGACAACGUACAGUCACGGGGCUCACCGCGAAAUCUCACGGGUUCCGAGUCCAGAAUGCGAAAAUAAUUACGUUGGGUACAAAAUGGCGCGUGUUCUUUCCCCUUCGACAUGCGCAGACUGAUCGGAGGCUUUCGCUCUGUAAUGAAGCCGACUUCCCAUAAAACACGAGAGCCAAUGAGCUUGGCGGACCUGACGCGUCUUAGUCAAUUCGACCAAUCACAUCCGCGGAUCGGCACAGAAUAAGACACGUGCAGCCAAUUAGAGAGCAGGAUCGAUUUGUUUUAUUUGCAAAGAGUGGGAAACGAAGAGCACCAAUGAAAAGGCGUCAUUUGCAGCGCCGCUUUCGUACGCACCAAUCACUUCGCAAACAUUAGUGCAGCCUAUAGAAAACCGCUCAGAUGGCGGCCAAUCAAAACACUGGGAAUUUGCCCACAGCGGCCUCACUAGCCAAUAGGGAUCCGAGAAACACAACCUCGGCUCAACAGCUUGUUAUUUCGUUUAUGCCUUUGCAACCUAGUCGAAUGCUGAGCUGAAGCAGUCAUAUAGGAGCAUCAGUCGAAACCAAUCGAGCUGGACUCCCUCAAAUAGCCAUCAAGAUGAAGGUAGCAGAUGAACCUGCCUACCUGACCGUGGGGACGGACGUGAGCGCGAAAUACCGCGGUGCCUUCUGCGAGGCAAAAAUUAAGACUGUUAAACGCAUGGUGAAAGUUAAGGUUAUGCUUAAAGGAGACAGCACCUCACAAGUUGUCCAAGAUGACCAAGUGAAAGGUCCUUUAAGGGUUGGCUCAACAGUGGAGGUGAGGAGCCCAGAGGGUGGACUUAGUGAAGCUGUCAUCAGUAAACUUACAGAUGCCAGCUGGUACACUGUGGUAUUUGAUGACGGAGACGAGAAGACGCUCAGAAGAACGUCGCUGUGUCUCAAAGGAGAAAGACAUUUUGCAGAGAGCGAGACUUUGGAUCAACUGCCCCUGACUAACCCAGAGCACUUCGGCACUCCUGUCAUUGGAAAGAAGACAAACCGAGGUAGAAGGUCUUCUCAGGCAGUAGCAGAGGAUGAGAAGGAGUCUUCAUCGAGUGAAGAUGACGAUGAUGACAGAAGGAGGCUUAAUGAUGAUCUGUUGGGGAAAGUUGCUUAUAUUGAGAGCGGAUCGGACAGUAAUUCAUGGUUCUGUGCACUGGUAAUAUCUCCAAGUUGCAAUGAUGACAUAACUAUCAAAAAGGACCAAUGUUUAGUGAGGUCAUUUGCUGACUCCAAAUUUCACACAGUGGCACGCAAAGAUAUUCAUGAGGUGAAGAUCAACACCAUCUCUAAACCUGAAUACUCGAACAGGAAAGGGUUUGAAGCAGCACAACUUUUCCAAGAGUCCAAGCAGAUCCCUGACAGCUGGAAAAUGGACUUAAGUGAGAUUCUGGAAUCUUCAAGCAGUGACGAGGAGGAAGGGGAGGAGGUGGAUGAUGAAGAUGGUGAAGGCGAAGGCAAAGAAAGUGAGGAAGAGGAGAAAAGGCCAGUGCAAGAAGAGCCUGAUGAUGAGCCUGAUCCAGAAGAGAGGGACCAUUUUCUACAGCAGCUCUACAAAUUCAUGGAGGACAGAGGGACACCAAUUAACAAACCUCCCGUGCUUGGCUACAAGGAUCUUAACCUCUUCAAGCUCUUCCGGCUGGUGCAUCAUCAUGGCGGCUGUGACAAUAUUGAGAGUGGAUCUAUUUGGAAACAGAUCUACAUGGAUCUUGGCAUCCCGGUGCUGAACUCUGCCGCCUCUUACAACGUGAAAACGGCAUACAGAAAGUACCUGUACGGAUUUGAGGAGUACUGCCGCUCGGCACAGAUCCAGUUUAGGACGGUGCACCACAACGAGCCUCGACCGGACCGCUUGCCAGAGGUGAAGAGCGACCAGCCUGUGAAAAACGAAAGUGAAGAGGAGGAGGAGGAAGUGGUGCAGCCGAUUAAAGCAGAGUCUGAGGACGGAGAUGAGUCUGACGCAGAGAGCGAAAAGGGACUUAAAGAUAUCUGCUCACCCAGGGGCCGGCGGCGGUGCACUCUGACCCCUGUGAAAGUAGAGGGCAGGGAUCCUUUGAAAGUGAAGGAGGAGAAGAAAAAGGAGGAGACACCAAAAGGAGGGGAGGGCAGUGGAGAGGAACCAAAGGAGAAAGCCGAUGGCGAGUAUCCUGGGAAACGACGCAGCCGUCGCCUCGAGGAAUCCGAUAAAGAGUCUGAUGAUGAGGACUUAGAAGAUGAUGAAGAUGAAGAGGAUGAUGUAGAGAGACCUGCACUCGUGGACAGGGAUGAUAGGGAAGAUGGUGAUGGCUGUGAAGACUCUGAGCACUCUUUGGCUGGCACUAAAGUCAAAGUGAAAUACGGCAAGGGAAAGACACAGAAGAUCUACGAAGCCAACAUCAAAAGCACUGAGACCGAUAAUGGGGAGAUUUUAUACCUGGUGCAUUACUACGGCUGGAAUGUUAGAUACGAUGAGUGGGUUAAAGCCGAUCGAAUAAUAUGGCCUGUCGACAAGGGUGGAACAAAGAAAAAACAAAAGAAAAAGGUGAAGAAUAAAGAGGAUGGAGAAAGGGAAAAGGAUGAUGAUAAACAGGUCAAAGUACCAAGGCGUGGUCGUCCUCCGCUUAAAUCCACCCCUCCAAACACAUCUGGCAGUGGGUCUAAGACCCCAACCAGUGAGGGUCGAUCCAGCAGCAAGAACUCGCGGUCCACAGACGGCUCUGUCCUGCCAAACGGAGAGGGUACCCCUCGUCGACGCACAAGAACAACUUCUGGGAUGUAUGAUGAUUCUGACAGGGGGUCUAAUGAUUCAGGAAACUCUUCAGAUGAUAGCGAAUGUGAGGACUCUCCUGAGAAGAAGCCAGAGUGGACGGAGAGAAUCGAUCCACCACCGACAGAAAAUGAAGAGGUGGAAGAUGAGCCUCAGGAGGAUGAGAGCAGAUUAUCAGAACCUACACAGGACGAGCCCGAAUGUCCCAAUAGUCCUGAUGAGAUGCCCAACUUCCAGGACACAGACAAACCUGAAGAAGACACAACCCUAAUUCCGGAGUCUGAUGAUGGAUCUCCAAAAUCAAGAGUAAAUAAGCCUCAACCGAGAGAAGCGGAGUCAGAGACUCCAACACAAACACCCGUCACUGCUAAUCAUUCAGAGACAGAGGAACCCUGCACUCCUCCGCGGCCUGCUAAGAAAUCCCAAGAAACACUGCAUAGCAGUCCUGAGGAGAGCAUACCUGACACGGCCGGCUCAGACACGGACUCGGCCACGGAGGAUGUGUGGCCUUCAGAACGAAUCGGCGCUGUGAAGCGCAAAACCGCUGAACAGCGGACACCGGAAAAGAAGAUUCGCCUGGAUAGAAAGGAAGAACCUAAUAUGCUGUCUCCAGUGAAAACGCCACCUUUGGAAAAGUCAUCAGAGGUUGAGAGGAGGCCUGAGCCAAUCCAGAAACCCGAAGAACAUCCUACCCCAACACUGUCAUCACCCAGCAAAGAUCUGGAGGUGAAGUCUGAGAUGCCCGCACUAACCAGAGAGGUGCACAUCAGGUUAGAACCUCUAUGUUCUGAGAUGGACGAUCCUACAAUAGCCACGAACGAAGAAAUGAUGCCUCAGAUUGGCCCCGAAGCACUGGUUUGUCAUGAAGUUGACCUCGAUGACCCAGAGGAGAAGGAUAAACCAUCUGGUGAAGAGUUACUGAUGAUGAUGAAGGAAGAGAAAGUUAAGCUUCAGCCUCUGGAGCCUUCGGAACAUCUUCCUCACGCCAUGGUUCCGGUGGGACCUCCUCGUCUGUUUUCACCGUCGUCUACCCCCAGCCCCGAUGAGUCCCACAGCACUAAAAGCGAAAGCGACGCUACGAUCGAGGUGGACAGCGUGGCAGAAUCGCAAGAAGGUCUAGGAGAAAAUGAGUCUACUCAUAGUUUUGAUGCUAGUGCCAGUUCCAGCAACUCCAGCAUCUCACUACAGGACAGAGAUGCAAAGGACAGAGGUCAGAAAAGAUUAUUAGAUUGCACUACAGGCUCAUUGUCCAAGAAGCAGAAACGCAGCCAGAAACGUUCAAGUGUGGUCUGCAAAACCGAGAACAAUGGAGCAGGUCUCAGUAGCGACAGCGAGGACCCAUCGGCCAUGGACAGUUCAAAUAAGCUAACCCCAGUAAAGCACUCCAGCCUGCCCAAGAGCCAGAAGCUUUCCCGAUCACCUGCCCUGGUUUCUCCCAAUAGUAAAGACAUGGAGAAAGACAAGCACAAAGAGAAGCCGUCCGUCCCUUCCCCCCGCGCAUAUAAGUGGUCCUGCCAGCUAACUGAUCUGGACAACAUGUCGAGUACCGAGCGAAUUUCAUUCCUGCAAGAGAAGCUGCAGGAAAUCAGGAAGUAUUACAUGUCACUCAAGUCUGAAGUGGCAUCCAUUGACAGGAGGCGGAAAAGGUUAAAAAAGAAGGAAAGAGAAGUGUCACAUACAACGGCAUCCACAUCGUCAGGCUCAUCAGACACGGGCAUGAGCCCGUCUUCAGCUUCCCCCACUCAGAACACUGUGGCAGUCGAGUGCAGGUGAUGUCACGCCCGUGCCCUGCCCCACUUCUGCCUUUCAGCAUUCUGCCGGCGCCGCCUCCUCAGAGACAUACAUGCUGAUGAGCCAGAGCAAGCAGCCAAUAGCACUAGACUGCCCGCCUCCAUGUCUCAUCUGAGUCCUAUUGGCCACUCCCACCUUCUGCACUUUGUAAACUGAUCCUGCCUCCACUCGCUCGCUGUCGCUACCGCACCAGGGAACGGACUCCAUGUGAGGGUUGAAUGUAAUCUAUGGUAUCAAAGCUUACAAUUUAUCCAUCCAGAAAGAAUUUAAUGGCACUUUCCACUUUGUUCGCUACAAACCCUGAACAGAAACCCGAAUUCGGAUGCAGUAGUCAAUCAUUCGUACGAGAACGUGGUAAGAACCUCGUAUGAGAUCCCUAGGUAAUGGUAACUUAACCAGCUGGACAUGGUUAUUCAAUGAAAGGUCAAUUGUAAUGCGCUUGCUCCAUCAGAACUGCCAAAGUACGCGUGCGUUACAGCAGAGUGCCCUAUUUUGGAAAAAUAGGACAAAGACAAUUGCAAACGGGAAUGUAGUUUACUGAAAACCACAGCCGGCGUCUUCCACUCACCUUGGUGCGCGAGCGCAGAAAAUUAUGCAAAAACCUAUUUUUGUCGACUUCUUUUUAAGAAAAUAAGAAACGAAAACUGAGAGGAAAAAACUUGAGAAAAUGUUUACAGUGGAACACGAGACAAAUCUGUUUUCAGUGGACUAAUUUCCUUUUGCAACUUGUAUUUUGUCUUUUUUAUAUGUAAUUGCAGAGUUUUUAUUUUAGUAUGGAAAAUUUCAAAAAGUAUAUAUCACAGCCGUGAAGUUAUUUAAUGAAAGAUUUCUAGAGCUGAAAUUUUGUGUAAAAUAAAGGUAUUAUCUUGCAACUUGUUAAAUAUAUUUAUUCAGUACGUGGACAGCGUUUUUGUAUUUUUUACAAGAGAGUCACACACAAUCCCCCCCAUGUUCAAUUGAGUUGGUGGGGUAGAAGGAACAAUUUUUUGAGGUCAUCUUGAUCGUUUGAAUGUGAUGUCACAAUUGGGUAACUAACUACUACUGUGCAGUAAACGGUGUCCUUUCCCUAAAUAGCUUAAGACCUUUAUUGAACACCAAAAAUUGGUGAACUGCUUUUCAUCCCCUUGAUUUCCUGGUACUUUGUUUGUUAAUUUAAACAGUUAUUCUUAUUUUCUUUUUGAGUUCUCGACCAAUUGAAUAGAUCAGUUGCUUCUCGCGCGAGUAUGUUAAGCCCGGGGGUUUCUUACUGUUCCUUUGUAAAUAGAUCUUCUUCCAAAACCAUGUAUUUGAAAAUACAUUUUACACAAACUGUAAAAAUGAUUUAUAUUAUUUUUUAAAACAGUACAUCCUUGUAUAUUAAUUUUUCUUUUCUAUGUCAAGUUGGUAGACGCAUUAGCACAUCUUUAGACUGUGUAUAUAUAAUCCACCACUUAGGAACCUAAACCAAGCUGUCUAAAGAGUGAUGAAUCCAUGACUGUGUCGAACAUUUACUGAAUUACGAUUAUUCACUGAGAUGAAAUUGUAAAAAUUCACUUCCCUGUGACUUCAGUUUAUUUACAGGUUCCUGAACUGAAUUGAAUGAAGGCAUUAGGUUCCUGAGCAAAGCCAUUGUAUCUUUAUGUAAAAUAAGAGGAGUUCUCAUUUCUAAUAAAGUUUUGAAAUAUUCA